CAUGUUCCUCAGGGUGCGAAGCCAGCCUUUCCGCGACGAAUGUGACCCGAAAGGACCGAAACCCGCUUAGCGAAAUACGAAACGAAAUUGGUUCUGGGUCUACCCCCUGCCCGUGGCCCGUGGGCUGAGGCGAUGCUUUCAGCAGACUGAGAUCCGGGGUCUGGAAUCAAGGGGAAGAUGAAGUGCGGUAAUGUCCUCGAUAAACCCCUCAGCAAAGGACGGCAAGAGGUCAGCCUGAGUGCAUUUGCAUUCCUAUUUUCAGAACUGGUGCAAUACAAUCAGACACAAGUUGACAACAUUGCAGAGCUGGAGCGCCGGCUAGAGGAUGCUGGUUAUGCUAUUGGAGCAAGAGUUCUUGAACUUUAUUGCCACAGAGAAAAGGGUAAUCGAAGGGAGACGCGAUUAUUGGGAAUUCUUUCAUUCAUACACAGUACGGUGUGGAGGGUCCUAUUUGGCAAGAUUGCCGACUCACUUGAGAAGGGAACUGAAAAUGAAGAUGAAUACAUGAUCAGUGAAAAGGAACUUCUGAUUAAUCGAUUUAUUUCCAUACCAAAAGAUAUGGGGAUGUUCAAUUGUGGGGCAUUUGUUGCCGGGAUUGUGAAGGGUGUCUUAGAUAAUUCAGGUGCCGUAGUUACAGCGCAUUUUGUCCCAAUGGAGGGACUACAGAGGCCGCGGACAACAAUUUUGAUCAAGUUUGCUGAAGAGGUAAUUCGAAGAGAAGCAAGAUUUAGCUGAACUUAUUGCUAGUAACUUGUGAGUAAUCCCGCGGUAGCAGCAGCAUAAGUCAAAUUAGUUCACUUCGCUGAACAGCACCAGCUAUCAACAUGACUUGCUGUCUUUCAUGGUUCUGUGUUAAUUCUGAUUCAUGGUUUGACGACUUUUCUGUUUUUCUUAAACAAAAUAUCUUGGUUAAUUUGCUUCAUUUCCUUUUGUAAUGAUUGAUAUUUCCUUUUCCGGGAUAACUUGGUACUGUGAGAUGUAAAGACUUGAUGCUGUGUUUACAUAUCAAAAUUCCUCGAAUGAAAUUCAGUGAAUAUUACAAGUCAA
This is a messenger RNA of Asparagus officinalis (garden asparagus), 1047 nucleotides long. RefSeq names its product trafficking protein particle complex subunit 5-like. NCBI's taxonomy places the organism in Eukaryota, Viridiplantae, Streptophyta, Magnoliopsida, Asparagales, Asparagaceae. Gene Ontology annotation, biological process: endoplasmic reticulum to Golgi vesicle-mediated transport. Gene Ontology annotation, cellular component: TRAPPIII protein complex; TRAPPII protein complex; TRAPPI protein complex. The record is from RefSeq and is a predicted model, not a curated record.